AGGGACGACGGAAGCGGAAGCGGAAGCGGCGCCGCGGUGGGGGCCGCGGGAAGAAUCUGUCGAGUUUCUCCCUCCCUCUCCACCACUACAACAAACCGAGGGCGGGCGUAGGUGCCUUGGACUCAAAAGACCAAGAGGGCUAUUUGCUCUUUAAUCCUGGAGGCGCCGCAGCGAUGGGUCCGCGGAAGAAAAGCGUUAAACCGUGUCCCGUGAACGCCGAGCUCCCCGAGGAGGCGACGCCAGAUCAAACAAAGGACUACAUGAACCAGCUCUCGCACGAGGUGCUCUGCCAUAUCUUCAGGUACCUCCCUCUGCAGGAUAUCAUGUGUAUGGAAUGCCUUUCCCGAAAGCUAAAGGAAGCGGUGACCCUGUAUCUGCGAGUCGUGAGGGUUGUGGAUCUCUGCGCGGGGCGAUGGUGGGAGUACAUGCCCGGCGGCUUUACAGAUUCCAGUUUCCUGACACUACUGAAGAAGAUGCCAGAUGUUGAACAGCUGUAUGGCCUUCACCCCAGAUACCUCGAGCGGCGAAGGGUACGGGGCCACGAGGCCUUCAGCAUUCCAGGGGUUCUGGAAGCUCUGCAGGCGUGCCCUAACUUAGUGGGAGUGGAAACGUCUCACUUGGAAUUGGUAGAAUCCAUUUGGACAUACAUGCCGCAUGUUCAUAUUUUGGGGAAAUUUCGUAAUCGUAAUGGAGCAUUUCCCAUUCCUCCUGAAAAUAAACUGAAAAUUCCUAUAGGAGCCAAAAUUCAGACUUUGCAUUUAGUUGGAGUGAAUGUUCCUGAAAUUCCUUGUAUCCCAAUGCUAAGGCACCUUUACAUGAAGUGGGUAAGGCUCACUAAACCACAGCCGUUCAAAGAUUUUCUUUGCAUCAGCCUACGAACUUUCGUCAUGAGGAACUGUGCAGGACCCACGAACUCCUUGAAAUACGUGCCUUUGGUAACAGGCUUGGCCUCCGCCCGCAGCCUGGAGCACUUGGAGAUGGUCCGCGUCCCUUUCCUCGGAGGCCUCAUCCAGCACGUGGUUGAGGACAGCUGGAGAUCGGGUGGUUUUAGGAAUUUGCACACUAUUGUUCUGGGAGCCUGCAAAAACGCCCUUGAAGUAGACCUCGGGUACCUCAUCAUCACUGCCGCCCGUAGGUUGCAUGAAGUCCGGAUCCAGCCUUCGCUGACCAAAGACGGCGUCUUUUCGGCCCUGAAGAUGGCAGAGUUGGAGUUCCCCCAGUUUGAAACCCUUCAUCUGGGAUAUGUGGAUGAGUUCUUGCUGCAGAGCAGAAUGGCAAAUGCAGAUCUGGUGAAGUAUGGCUUGGCUGAUGUGGUGGAAAACCCUGGCAUCAUCACUGACAUAGGGAUGAAGGCAGUCAAUGAAGUGUUUUCCUGUAUCAAGUAUCUAGCCAUUUACAAUUGCCCGCAUCUGCACAACCCCUACAACUGGCUCUCAGACCACUCAAGGUGGACUCGACUGGUGGAUAUCAACUUGGUGCGCUGCCACGCUUUGAAGCUGGACUCCUUUGGCCAGUUUAUUGAGUUGCUGCCCAGCCUGGAGUUUAUUUCCCUGGACCAGAUGUUUCGAGAACCACCCAAAGGCUGUGCUCGGGUGGGGCUGAGCGCAGGCACAGGAAUCGGGGUUUCCUCGGCCCUUGUCAGCAACCAGAACUCCAACAACGACAACGAGAACAACGCCCAGAACAACGCCAACCUCCACGACAACAAUGCCCAUCACCCGGACGACUCGGACGAGGACAACGACUUCCGGCACGACCUGCAGCCGGGAGAGCAGCAGUUUGCAGCCGACGCUCUGAACGAGAUGGAAGACAUGGUGCACGAGGAUGGAGACGUGGCCGGGAGUGGGCCUGAGACGCCAGCUCACAGUCAGGCAGUGAUCCCUGUGGACGCGGAUGAGGAGCAAGCAGGGCCGAGCGGUCUGCAGCGCGUGGUGAAACCCACCCCAAUUACUGUGCAUGACUCGGAGAGUGACGACGAGGAGGACAGCCUGGAGCUCCAGGAGGUGUGGGUCCCCAAGAGCGGCGCCCGGCGCGCCUCCGAGCGCGAAGAGAAGGGCGGACAGUCGGCGCCGCCGCCGCCGCCGCCGCCACCGCCGCGGGACCUGCCAGUGAGUGGAAAAGGCAAGACGCCACUUCGAAAGAGGUACACCUCCCAUCAGACGGGCCCAUCGAAGCAGUUUCCCCUCGAGGAAAGCAGCUGCGAGAAGGGCUGUCAGGUCACCAGCGAGCAGAUCAAAGCCGAUAUGAAAGCAGCCAGGGAUCUUCCUGAAAAGAAAAAAAGCAAGGAUGUUUACCCCAGCUGCAGCAGCGCCUCCGCCGGCACAGUGGGAAACUCCAGCUCACGCAGCCCCGCGUCCCAAAGCCCCGGCUUGGCGAGGACGGUGAACAGCAGCGGCUCGGCCGAGCCGGGCCCUCCCGACGUGGACGCGUCCGGGCCGUGUGUCUGCUCCCCCGGCGGGUCAGAGGACUCGGAGGCCAUGGAGGAGGGAGACGCAGAGAGUUCCGUCUGCCCCCGAUGCUGCUGCCACAGGCCCCCGGAGCCCCAGAGGAGAACUAGCAGGUGUUCUGACGAGGAACGUCCUUCCACCAGCCGAGCCUGCGUUGUGAGUGGCCCGGAUGGUCCGAGAUCCGCCUUUGCCUUUCGGACUCUGCCACCAGGGGGGUCUGCAGGCCCAGCACACGCCCAGCGGACGAAUGGGCUUGGCCCCGGGGCUGCAGGUGAGGACGGGCGGGGGCGCCCCCAGCCCGAGAGCGGGGCCGCGCAGGCGCCUGACCUCUACCCUCGGAGGCCCCUGACCCGGGCCAGGAGCAGACUGUCGCACGUGCCGCUGGUGUCUGAGUCAGAGGUUGCCCACACAAAGCCACGCCACGCCGUGAAGCGGAAGCGGACGGCAGAUAAGUCCACCAGUACCAGUGACCCUGUGAUCGAGGACGACCACGUGCAGGUCCUCAUAUUAAAAUCCAAAAACCUCGUCGGAGUCACCAUGACCAACUGCGGCAUCACCGAUCUCGUGCUCAAAGACUGUCCCAAGAUGGUCUUCAUCCACGCCACCAGGUGCAGGGUCCUGAAACAUUUGAAAGUGGAAAACGCACCGAUCGUAAACCGAUUUGACUACGCACAAUGCAAGAAACUGAAUAUGGAUCAGGUGCUGGACCAGAUCCUGAGGAUGCCCCCGGAGAGAAACCGCAUCAUAUACCUUCGCCCCAUGCAGCAGGUGGACACUCUGACACUGGAGCAGAAGCUAUUUAGUGGCCCCUACCCCUAUCACAUAUGUAUCAUCCAUGAAUUCAGCAACCCUCCCAACGUCCGGAACAAGGUUCGGAUUCGCAGCUGGAUGGACACGAUAGCAAACAUCAACCAAGAGCUUAUUAAGUAUGAAUUUUUCCCUGAGGCCACGCGCAGUGAAGAUGACUUAAAGAAGUACCCCAAGUACCCCUGGGGUAGAGAAAUCUAUACUCUAGAAGGUGUCGUGGACGGAGCGCCCUAUUCCAUGAUCUCCGACUUCCCUUGGCUGAGGUCUCUGCGCGCAGCCGAACCCAACAGUUUCGCCCGAUACGACUUUGAGGAUGACGAAGAAAGUACCAUCUACGCGCCUCGAAGGAAAGGGCAGCUGUCUGCAGACAUCUGCAUGGAAACAAUAGGCGAGGAGAUUUCAGAGAUGCGCCAGAUGAAGAAGGGCGUGUUCCAGCGCGUGGUGGCCGUUUUCAUCCACUACUGCGAUGUCAACGGCGAGCCCGUGGAAGACGACUACAUUUAGCUGGCCCGCCCUCUUUCCCGCCCUCUGCCCCUGAGCCCCGGGGCCGGCCAGCUGCCAGGCAGCUCCGCAGAGGCCUGGGGCGUGCAGCCGGGAGGCCCUGGCUCGGCGAGGCCUGUAGGAAAUGGGUGCCGAGCAUCGAAUUUGUGUACGAGGUGUGUACACAGAGGAACAAUACAAAGAGCCUUGCUGAGAACCCACUGGAUAGCCUGUGUUUAUGCAGUUUAAUUUAAGAAGUCAUUUAAACGAAGGCAGAUAAUUGGAAAGAGUUCAUUUUGUCCGUUUUGUUCCAGACUUAGUUCAUCAAGGGUCACUUUUUGGCUGAGCCUCCAUUUACUGCAGUCUUAACAUCCCUGCCAGUCAUCCCUUAAAUCUGUGCCUUUUCUCCAGCAGAGCCGUCCGUCCGUCCGAGUGAACCUGUUGAAGCGUCUUUGUGUCUUGUGCUGCUUUCGUUAUUAUUAAAACACCAACUAGACCCUGUA
Phacochoerus africanus (Common warthog) is the source of this 4237-nucleotide messenger RNA. It is a transcript of the gene FBXO38, whose product is annotated as F-box protein 38. Lineage: Eukaryota; Metazoa; Chordata; Mammalia; Artiodactyla; Suidae. The transcript is spliced from 22 exons. Gene Ontology annotation, cellular component: cytoplasm; nucleus. Gene Ontology annotation, biological process: protein K48-linked ubiquitination; SCF-dependent proteasomal ubiquitin-dependent protein catabolic process. The coding region runs from base 174 to 3758 and encodes 1194 amino acids. The record is from RefSeq and is a predicted model, not a curated record. Gene Ontology annotation, molecular function: protein binding.